UUUCUCAAAAGCAUUAUUUACAUUUUGUAAUUUUUAUUCCUCUACAGAAAUGGAAAAAACCUGAGAACUAUUUUGAAACUCCCUUUUGCAGUUUCUUUCUCAAUCAUGCAUCUUUGAGAUUUUUUUCUUUGAAACUAGCUUCUUGUUCUGAUCUUUUUUGUUUGUUUGUUUUAUCUCCUUUUUGUUGGUCCGGCUGAAAUCGAGCUUAACAAUGGCGGUCACGUCCUGGUCAGAGAAGCCUUGAAGUCCAAGAGUUUUUGCUUGUCAGAACAACCAUAUGUGUUUUGAGCAAAAGGAAGUUAGUAACGGGGUAGUGGAUGAAGAGCAACGUUUGGGGACACCGGAGGAAGAUGAGUCGAGAAUAAAUAUCAGUCAAGAUGUGAGUAAUGGGCUUAGAGGAGCGAUUCAGGUCGCUGAUGGGUCUGCUGUACUGCAAUCGCUGCCUCAAGGACCUGUGGUGUGUUGGGAAAGGUUUCUCCCCAUCAGAUCUUUGAAAGUUUUGCUAGUGGAAAAUGAUGAUUCUACACGCCAUGUCGUUAGCGCUUUACUUCGAAAUUGCAGCUAUGAAGUUAAUGUAGUUUCUAAUGGCCUUCAAGCAUGGAAAAUCUUAGAAGAUCCAAAUAAUCAUACUGACAUAGUCCUAACUGAGGUAGUCAUGCCUGUUUUAUCUGGAAUCGCUCUUUUAUGCAAAAUUAUGAGCCACAAGUCUCUAAAGAAUAUUCCAGUGAUCAUGAUGUCAUCCCAUGAUUCUAUGGGAAUCGUGUUUAAGUGUUUGUCAAAGGGCGCAGUUGACUUUUUAGUGAAACCUAUUCGGAAGAAUGAACUUAAAAACCUAUGGCAGCAUGUUUGGAGAAGAUGCCACAGCUCUAGUGGUAGUGGCAGUGAAAGUGGGACUCAGACCAGAAAAUAUGCAAAGUCGAAAAGCAAUGAUGAGUCUGACAACAAUUCUGCCAGCAGUGAGGAGCAAAGUCAAGAUAAUGGGAGUACUGGUCUGUGUAUCCGGGGUGGAAGUGAUCAUGGAAGUGGUACCCAGAACUCAAGGGCAGCCGAAGUUCACAGCCCCACUCCUAUGUCUCCUGGUGGUCAAUGGGCUGACACUCCUGAUAGCACCUGCGCACAAGUUAUACAUACUAAGCCUGAAAAAUGUAGCAAUAGGUGGGUGCACUCUACUGAAACAAAAGAGUGCCAGGAACUAGGCAAGCAAUUCGUUAGUAAAGACGUGGAAGUUGGAGUAAAUGGAAAACCAGAUUUACAAUGUGAAUAUCAACAGAAGUUAUCAUUCCCUUCAACAAGCAAAAGGCAGAAUAAACUGCCUGAGGUAGAUAGUCAGCAAAGAGAGGUGGAUCACAAUGGCGAGAAUCUAUACAGUAGUCCAAAUGUAAAUUGUAACAAACCACAAUGUGAAGGCAGAAUCUUUGGCACUCCAAGUGGCACCUCUGAUGGGUUGCAAAUCAAGGGAAACUCUGAUUCUGGAGAACUGCCAUCUCUUGAACUGACUUUAAAGAGGCUGAGAGGAUCAGGAGAUGUUGGAAGUGCUACAUUAGAUGACUGCAAUGUUUUGAGACAUUCAGAUCUAUCAGCUUUUUCAAAAUACAAUACUCCAUCUUCCGCGAAUCAGGAUCCCACUGGAAAUGUAGGAAGCUGUUCUCCUUUUGGUUCUAGCUCAGUUGCGCCAAAUACAGGACACAAUUUUCCAUCUCAUUCAAAUAGCACUCCUCCCAAUCAGCAAUCUAAUGGCAGUAGCAACAACAAUGACCUGGCAUCCACCAACAAAUAUGUUGCCCCCAAGCCUGAAGCUUUCAAUGACAAGCCAGAGUCGACAUCAGGAUUCAAAUCUUCUCAUUCUUCCGCCUUCCAGCCUGUGCAGAGUGGUUGUAUUUGUUUAGCUCCACAGGUGCCUUUGGGAAAGACUGAUGAUGGAGAAGUUGAUCCAGUUCAAGCACCGGCGAAAGGCUCUUACAAACAGGUCCAAGUCCAGCACCAUCAUCAUCACCACCAUCAUUAUCACCAUCACGUCCACAAUUUGCAGCAGCAUAUGCUGCAGGCAGAACAUGAUGAUCUCUCAUUGAAGAAUAUGGCUGCAUCUGCUCAGCAAUGUGGAUCCUCAAAUGUGUUUGGGGGGCCUGUUGAGAGUCACACCAGAAACUACAGUGUGAAUGGGAGUGCUUCCGGUAGUAAUCAUGGGAGCAAUGGACAGAAUGGAAGUAGUACUGCCUUGAAUGCUGGACUGACAAAUGUGGAAAGUGACAAUGGAGUAAUUGGAAACAGUGGUGGAGAUGGCAUCAGCAGGAGGAAUAGUGGGAUUGGGGUAGAUGAAAAUCGGGUUGCUCAGAGAGAGGCUGCGUUGACCAAAUUCCGUCAGAAAAGAAAAGAAAGAUGCUUUGAAAAGAGGGUUCGAUACCAUAGCAGGAAAAAGUUGGCUGAACAGAGGCCUCGAAUUCGAGGACAAUUUGUUCGACAGAUAGUGUCUGACACCAAAGCAGGAGAAGAUUGCGAGAGCGAGGACCUCAAAUCCAGGGAUAAUUCUGGCACCAGCAUGCUAUAGCAGGAGCUAAAAUGAAAAUGGCUAACCGACCCAUGUUCCGGACAAAAUGCUUGUGGAUUUGCUUACGAGCAUAGAGCUGGCUGCCUGCUUAUAGGACUCCUUAAAUCUGCGGCAGAGGGAUUUAUAGCUACUGGGUACAUAUAGCGUUUGUAAAUUAAGACUGUCUUUUCUGGAACUGCUAUCAAACUUCUACUUUUGAAAUCUGAUAAAGAUACUCUUGUAACUUAUCUUAUUGUUUUUAAACUUUGAUAGACCUCUUGGAAGAGGCCACCCUCCUAUAGGUUGAUGACCUCCAUGCAAUGAAUCAUUCAUGUUUGUGUUUUUUUC
This is a messenger RNA of Morus notabilis, 2872 nucleotides long. RefSeq names its product two-component response regulator-like PRR37. The transcript has 11 exons. Gene Ontology annotation, molecular function: protein binding. Gene Ontology annotation, biological process: phosphorelay signal transduction system; cytokinin-activated signaling pathway. The record is from RefSeq and is a predicted model, not a curated record. Lineage: Eukaryota; Viridiplantae; Streptophyta; Magnoliopsida; Rosales; Moraceae. The coding region runs from base 278 to 2545 and encodes 755 amino acids.